UCUUUUCCUCCUUCCACCCCGUAGAAGACCAUUAAGGUCUACUGAGAGAGCAUUGACUGUCUUUUUCACCUUUGGGGCUGUGUAGACGGUGGAUUGAAUUUCAUACGUACGUUGAUGGCAAUUCGUCGUCUUUUUUUUUCAGCUACCUCCGUCUUCACUGGCUAUCUCAUUCGUUUCGUUUGCGGUAUUGACUUGUUUCUUUGCAGGAUAAAGCGCAUCCUGUUCUCGUCAAUCCUGCAUAUCCACCAUGUCCUCGAUAAGAUUGUAUAAAAUCACUACCUUCACGCUCGUUAUUUGCUUGGUCCUCGCCCUUGUCGUCUCUUCAGAAGCCAACAGCCAUGUUGGGGUCGUUCGCCGUGACCAUGAAUCCCUGAACAGGAUGAUGCGCAAGCGCGCCCCAGCUCCUCAGGAGAAUGGCGGCGCUGCUAACAGCGUUUCCGCUGUCGUUGGCAGUGCUACGGCCUCUGGUACCCAGAGUAUCUCACAGGGUCAGGCCCAGAGCCAGUCGACAUCCUCUUCUACCACGUCGUCUUUAAGCACCCCUUCGACUACUUCGGCUACUUCGACAUCCAUCUCGACACCUUCGACGACGUCAGUUCUUUCAACUUCUACCAGUUCGACUAUUUCGACCACGUCGACCAGCAGCUCUAGCAGCACCAGUUCAUCCCCAUCCAGCACCUCUUCAUCCACCUCGACUACUUCUACAUCCUCUACAUCCACUACCACCUCUUCCACGUCAAGCACUGAGCAGACACAGCAGCAGCAAACCACCCAGGAUGCUGCUACUGCCACUCAAGGUGAUACAGGCAAUACUUCGCAUUCUACUAUCACGAGGACUGCCUCGGUCGACGAGACGGCCUCUGCUGCUUCCGCCUCUGCUUCAGCUGCGGCUAGCGGCAGCACUUCUACUUCUGCCAAGAGUGCCGCAAUAACCGCUCUCAUCGUUGUUGCAUCAUCCGUCGGUGGUAUUGUCAUCCUAUGGACCAUCUUUAGGAAGUGGAAGCUAGGUCGCUCAUCCCAAUUUGACAAGCGUAUGCAACCUAUCGACUGGCAGCCUACGACCGGUGAUGAUGGUGGAGUUAUCGGCCACCAUCGUGCUACGUCCGACACGUCGUCUUUCCACUCUGGUCUCAGCCAUUCUAACAGUCUUUCGGGACGCGGUUAUGGAGCCACGUCUGAGUCCGGGCACGGACACGGUUCUACAGGGGAAUUGGGACCUCUCCCUGAGCACGACUUCACUGCUCCCCCAGCCAAUCUUGCUCCCGUCGGGGGUUAUGCAGACCUUGCUCGUGGACCUAGCCCUCAACCUGAGAUGCAGGAACCCUUGGCGCGCGGUCCUAGCAUGACUGAGGCCUGCUUAUGAUGUCGGUGUUCCUCUUCACCACCAGAUGGGAUACGGUUCCCAAGAUGCGUAUGAUUACAGCGGUGGCGUCCCAGCGAGAUAUUGAGGAUGAAAAUGCGGUACCGAUGUUAUAAUCCCGAUCUGCGGUUCUAACUUAUGGCAUUCCCAACGUUCGUUUACUCCUCACAAUCUUUUCUUGGUAAUCCUAUGCCGCUGGGGUUUUUCGGCUUUUUUCUUGUUAUUUUUUUAUUACGUUAAGCGGGUUGCAAGGACGCUGUGUCUUUCUCUUCUUAGCUGGUAUACCCAAGCCCCGUUUUUGUGUUACAUGAUUUUUCAGUUCAAUCCAUGUAUCACUCGUAUGACU
Desarmillaria tabescens is the source of this 1706-nucleotide messenger RNA. RefSeq lists its product as uncharacterized. The record is from RefSeq and is a predicted model, not a curated record. The coding region runs from base 248 to 1363 and encodes 371 amino acids. The transcript has 2 exons. NCBI's taxonomy places the organism in Eukaryota, Fungi, Basidiomycota, Agaricomycetes, Agaricales, Physalacriaceae.